GGUUACCAUGGAGAUGACCCGGAAGUGGAUGUGUCCAGCUGUACCUGCUCCUCUCUCUGCAGGGCUGCGCCUCCGCUGGCCAUGUCUGGAAAACUGAAGUGGGUGACGGACAUCGAGAAGUCUGUGCUGAUUAAUAACUUUGAGAAGCGGGGAUGGAUCCAGGUGUCAGAGAGCGAUGACUGGAAUUUCUACUGGAUGAGCGUGCAGACCAUCAGAAACUGCUUCAGCGUAGAGACCGGGUUCCGCUUGUCCGAUGACCAACUUGUCAAUCACUUUCCUAAUCACUAUGAGCUCACCAGGAAGGAUCUGAUGGUGAAGAACAUCAAGAGAUACAGGAAAGAACUGGAAAAAGAAGGUAGCCCGCUCGCAGAGAAGGACGAAAAUGGCAAAUAUCUAUACUUAGAUUUUGUGCCGGUCACCUUCAUGCUUCCAGCUGAUUAUAACUUAUUUGUAGAAGAAUUUCGGAAAAAUCCGUCCAGCACCUGGAUCAUGAAACCCUGUGGAAAAGCCCAGGGAAAAGGGAUAUUUCUCAUCAAUAAGCUCUCACAGAUUAAGAAGUGGUCUAGAGACAGCAAGACUUCCUCGUUUGUCUCACAGUCUUCUAAGGAAGCUUAUGUUAUUUCCUUAUAUAUCGAUAAUCCCUUGCUGAUCGGUGGGAAGAAAUUUGAUUUACGUCUGUACGUGCUUGUGACUACAUACCGGCCGCUCAAGUGUUACAUGUACAAGCUUGGAUUCUGCCGAUUCUGCACUGUAAAGUACACCCCGAGCACAAGCGAGCUGGACAAUAUGUUUGUGCAUCUGACAAAUGUUGCCAUUCAGAAACAUGGGGAUGACUACAAUCACGUCCACGGCGGGAAAUGGACAGUCAGUAAUUUACGUCUGUACCUGGAGAGCACGAGAGGACGAGAAGUCACUCAUAAACUGUUUGAUGAAAUUCACUGGAUAAUUGUGCAGUCCUUGAAGGCAGUAGCGCCGGUGAUGAAUAAUGACAAGCAUUGCUUUGAAUGUUAUGGUUAUGAUAUCAUCAUAGAUGACAAGCUAAAGCCGUGGCUGAUUGAGGUUAACGCAUCACCAUCUCUCACGUCCAGCACGGCCAACGACCGUAUUCUGAAAUACAACCUCAUCAAUGACAUUUUGAAUAUCGUUGUUCCAAAUGGGGAGAUCCCGGACUGCAAGUGGAAUAAAGUCCCACCCAAAGAAGCUCUGGGAAGCUAUGAAAUCUUAUUUGAUGAAGAAGCUGCACAGGCCGAUGGGUCAGAACGGGACCUGAGGAACCGACCAGGACAGACAUUUGGCUUCAAAGGCAGCCGAACCAAAGAGUCUGGGAGAUCUGCACCCACGACUUGGAAAUAGUUGGUUUAUAGGGAAAUGGGAAUGAAGUUCUACAGUCUCCUGAGUGGAAGGGGUAUUUGUUUGCCGGAGGUGGAGAUACAUCCACAAAAAAAAAAGACAUGGAGACAUACAAGAUGAAAUGCUGUGUGAAAGCGAUGAUAUCGACUGUGGAAGAAGAAUUUAUAGGGAAAUUGCCGAGACGGGAAGUGGCGGUGCACAAGGCUAUGUAUAUUCCAUCUGCACGCGGACAUUAUGCAGAAGGUGCAUGCUGAUAGCUGCAAUAGUCUGCACAGGAAGGACAUGGUGUGGAGGAAAAUGUCUUCCUCUAUAAUCCUUCCAUCUUCAGUGCUGAUAAACUCUGGAAAUGUUAUUUAUUCAGAAGAGGCUUACCAUUAUA
Molecule: messenger RNA, 1729 nt
Organism: Bufo bufo (common toad)
Lineage: Eukaryota; Metazoa; Chordata; Amphibia; Anura; Bufonidae
Gene: TTLL1
Product: tubulin tyrosine ligase like 1
Exons: 10
Coding region: 82-1353 (423 amino acids)
Biological process (GO): microtubule cytoskeleton organization; protein polyglutamylation
Cellular component (GO): cilium
Molecular function (GO): metal ion binding; tubulin-glutamic acid ligase activity; ATP binding
Source: RefSeq, a predicted model, not a curated record